Fonsecaea pedrosoi CBS 271.37 is the source of this 1704-nucleotide messenger RNA. RefSeq lists its product as uncharacterized. Gene Ontology annotation, molecular function: transmembrane transporter activity. Bases 1 to 1704 code for a protein of 567 amino acids. Gene Ontology annotation, biological process: transmembrane transport. The record is from RefSeq and is a predicted model, not a curated record. The transcript has 4 exons. NCBI's taxonomy places the organism in Eukaryota, Fungi, Ascomycota, Eurotiomycetes, Chaetothyriales, Herpotrichiellaceae.
AUGCUCCCACCAGAGAAACCAGAGCAAGCCACUGCGGUGUCAAUACCAGUCACAGAGAAUGUCGACACCAUCACAACACCCCAGAACGCUGAUCAGAUCGCAGAGUCGGAAGACGCUCACCACCUGACUGGCUCAAAGCUUUACCUCGUCCUCGGUGGCCUUGGUCUUGCCAUCUACCUGUUUGCGCUGGACAUCGCAGUCAUAUCUACAGCUAUUCCCGCCAUCACGGUGCAGUUCAACGCUACCACAGAUAUCGGUUGGUACGCGGCAGCUUACCCUCUAUGCCUCUGCUCGUUGCAACCUCUCUCUGGAAAGCUGUACGCCAACUUUUCUCUCAAGUGGACCUUCUUCACCUUUGUCGGCAUCUUCCUUCUGGGCUCUCUCCUCUGCGGUGCGGCAGUCAGCUCCAACAUGUUCAUCCUCGGCCGAGCUGUUGCUGGGAUCGGAGGAGCAGGGAUAUUCUCUGGCGGGUUGUCCAUUCUCGCGAUUGUAACUCCUCUCUCCAAACGUGCACUCUACACAGCCGCCCUCUCUUCCCUGUUUGGAGUUUCCACAAUCACAGGUCCCAUCAUUGGAGGGGCCUUGACGACAUCAGUAUCAUGGAGAUGGUGCUUCUACAUAAAUCUUCCUGCUGGGGCGGUCACACUGCUUGCGUUGGCUCUGUUCUUCGAACCUCCCACACGAACUUCAGAUGCGGCACCUUUGCGGGAGAGGCUACGACAAAUUGACGUCGUCGGGUGUGCGAUAUUCGUCCCAACUAUUGUCAUGGCUCUUCUGGCGCUGCAGUGGGGCGGCCAUCAAUAUUCUUGGAAGUCGGCCACUGUGAUAGGACUCCUAUGUGGCUCUGCUGGAUCUGCUACGCUCUUCCUUGUCUGGGAACAUCGGCAAGGCGACAGGGCCAUGAUCCCGUUCUCGAUCGUGUUCCGGCGUUCAAUCCUGCUGAGUUGCCUUUUCAGCGUCUUCAUGUUUGGGGCCUACAUCAUCAACGUCUACUACCUGCCAGAGUGGUUCCAAGUGAUCAAGGGAGCUAGUGCACUCCAUAGCGGUGUCAUGACGCUCCCGUUGGUUUGUUCUCAAAUUGUUACUGCUACAGUCGCAGGAUUAAUCAUCAAUCGUACUGGCUUCUACAACCCCUGGUUUUUUGUCGGUGUCGGCUUUAUGGCUAUCGCAUCAGGCCUCUACACUACUCUCACCACGUCAACGCCUCACGCAAAAUGGAUCACAUACCUGGUCUUACAGGGUGUGGGCGGAGGAGGCAUGCAGUCGCCACUCCUCGCCGUGCAAGCCGCCCUGGCAUCACAACCUCAACAAAUACCCAUCGGCAUAUCAACAGUAGCAUUCUUCCAAUACUUCGGAGCUUCUGUUUUUCAAAGCAUUGCUCUGGCGAUUUUCCAAAACCAACUUGUCAAGUCACUCAAGAGUCGUGCAGGUCUCAACGGCGAACAAGUACAGCUAUUAUUGGAUGCAGGGUCUGGCCACGCUCGCAAGGCUACAUUAGACUCGUUCCCGGAGAAGUUGGAGCCUGUGCUUUGGGCAUACAACAAAGCAAUCACGAAUGUCUUUUAUGCCUCACUAGUAUCGGCCAUCCUGGCGUUUGUCUUUGCUUUUGGGAUUGAAUGGAAAAAUAUCAAAGCGAGACCUCCAGCCAGAAAGGGCAACGAGACCGGGACUGACCAGGCAAGCCACAACAGCGGACAGCCUUGA